AUGCCGAUCUCCGCAGAAAGAGAGAGGGAGCUUCUGAAUACCUACAAACUCACGUCUCUCAAUCCUACCGAAUGGCCACAUCAAGACGACGAGUCCUCCGAAGGGGAAGAGGAGCCUACGUCCGACCUCUCACGCCAAAGAUCGAUACAAUCCGCGAAUACACGAUUCCAGAACAUCGCACGACAUGCCAGUCUACGUUCAAGCGUGUCCAACAGCAAAGGACCUCAGAACACCGCUGCGGUACAAAACGAUGAGAGCGACGCGCUGGGCAUGGCUCCCAGCGUGGCAGGAGAAUUGCGGAAACGUGGAGUGCCUGUAGAGGAGGAUCUGGCACUGAGGAACAAGUUCAUGCUGUCUUCGACUAGCUUCAGUCCUGCGUUGUACCUCUCCCAGGUCCACCAGUCCGCCAGCACAGAAGAUCUCCUCCGGGGCCUGGACUUCCUCAGCAAGAGCAUCGAACAGAAGUCUGCGAGUCUGAAGGUCCUGGUGGAGAGCAACUUCGAACGCUUCGUGCGUGCGAAAGCGAUCAUAGACACCGUCUAUACGGAGAUGCGUACACAAGGUGUGGAGGCCACCCGGAUGUCACAGUUGCCAUCUUCUGCCACAACUGGCAAGCCGCAUUCGAGGCAGACGAGCAAGAACCAGAGUCAUUUUCGGAACAAUAGCGGAGCUUUUGGAUCUGCAGCAAAGACUCAGCCUCUAGACAAGAAGAAGAAUGCUCUAACGAAGGAGUCUGAAUAUGGCGUGCAGGGUAUCAAAGCGCCAUUACAAGAAGUGGCCAUAAAAGUGGAGGAAGUGUGGGGACCCGCGCUGGGUGGUCGCGAGAAAGAAGAGACGCUGAAAUCGCUCAUGUCUGCACUGGACCAACAUCGGGAUAUCUUCAAAUUGAGCGGCAACAUGUAUGAUGCAAUCAAGAAGAAUGACUACGACAGUGUGGUGGAGACAUACAAGCAAGCCAAGUUGCAUGCUGAAAAGGCCAGGAAGAUUGUUGCGAUCGCGAAAGAGAACGACAUGGAUCUCGGAGAUGAAGACGUACAUCAAAUCAUCGUCACAGCAAGAAUGUGGCAUGACGUGACGACACAAGUGAACGCAUACAAGGUAGAGAUCUGGAAGCGCCUGAAGACUUCUCACGGGCGGAAAGCUGUCGCUGUGGCCGAGGAGUCUGAUAGAGAGCUUCACAUGGAUAUCAUUGCUGUGCUACUCCAGCUUGGCGUGGAGGAAAGUCCCAUCUUCGUCUUUAUCGAGAGUCGCUAUCUCUACCUGCGGGAUCGCAUUGCUCGAACAUUUGAAAGGGGUCGAAUUGAGAUUGAGAUCCUCCGGCGCAGGCUUGCGAGCAACACUAAGCUUGACAGCGCUGCAUUGGCGAAGCAUCUCCGCUCGGCGUGCACGUCGACUGGAACUCUUCGCCUCUCCAAAGAGAACACUCGUGAUCUCGACACGGACAUUGUGCUUGGGUUUUGGGACAAAGUCGAAGCUUGUCUGACGACUCUUCUUUCCACACAGACCGGGAUUCUGGCCGAAGUCCUUGAAUGGUGGGAGAUCUCCCAGUCUUUCAUGGAGAAUCGAGCUCAGAAGUCCUUUCCUACCGGCGUGUUCGCCACUGGUUUCACGCAUCUCGAGCUGGAGCCCAAGCACGUCGAUGCCAUCCGUGCAGCUGCGUUUGAGCUCGUGAGCAUUCUUCGCGAGAGCAUCACGUCAUUCUUCCAAGAUGCACCUGUAGAAGACAUCAGCGAAUUGUACUCGCCCAUACCCCCAACGCCGAUCUCACCAGACCCUUCCAGUCCGUCUCUCACAUCAACAAUGCGAACCUUCAGCUUUGAUCCCAGCACUGUUCCUUCGCUCAGCGCGACCAAAAAGGGCGAUGCGUGGGAAAAGUUCGCUUUCUGGCCGCCGGGCGCAAAUUCACUGUCUGGCGCACAUUACCUCGCCAAGCUAUCAGCACUUGUCGGUACCGCCAUGGGCGAGAUGGCAGGUCUGAGCGUCAUCAAGCAGUCCGAUGUGACGGAGAAGCUCAAGGCCGGCGUUGUCGCUGUACGAGAGCGAUGUAUCGCAGCCAUCUGCGCCAGCUGGAAUGCGGAUGCAGAGAAGUGCCGAGUCCUCGAGAGCUGGACUCGCAGUCCCGACCGAAGAGAUCUGACCCUCAUGCCAGCAUACUUUGAGGCGUGGGAGGACAAGGUGUUGACAAAUGUGCAGAAGAUCGCCUACAUCUCUGAUGCCACUCUUAGAAAGAGUGGUGGUAGUGCGGUUGAUGUCAUCGUUCCCCCUUCGGCGAAGCUUCUUCAGACGGUGAGGGGAUGUUUUGUGACGAGUCUGUACAAGGGUUUGAGUGGCAUGGUGGAGAACGCCGAGAAGCUGCGGACUUCUGAUAGUGGUGCUAACGUCCGCAUGCUCAUCACCCUAUCCAACCUUAAUCACCUUCGCAGCGAAGUGAUCCCACAACUGAUAUCACUCUUCGAGUCCGCCUUCUCGGUCAAGCUCACUGAAGAGAGCAAAACGAUCCGCGAUGUCCUAGCCCAGAUCGACGCCCGCCUCUUCCAAUCAUACGUCAAGCCCACCGUAGACCACAUCACUGCCACCAUCACCAUCGGCAUCAACUCACCGGCAUGGGAACCUACAUCAUCCUCCCGACCCACAGAUGCUCGGUCCUACAUCUACGACGUCCUCAUCGCCCUCGUCAUGGUCCACGCCGAAGUCACCGCCUCCACCACAGCAGGGCUGACCAACCAAAUCCUGUCCUACCUGCUCGAACAAUCCAGCCUCGCCCUCAUCGCGGCCUUCAAGACGAGGACGCACUACAGCCUCUCCGCGCUUAUGCAAGCGACGCUUGACGUGGAAUUCCUCGCGCAAACUUUGAACAAUUACACGACCGAUCGUGCAGGUGAAGUGCAAAGUCAGAUCUACUUGGCGCUGGAUGAACGCACGGAUAAUGAUGCGAGGAGUAAAUUGCAGGGCGAGCUGCCGGCUAUGAGAGGGAUCUUGAAGGGGUUGAGGGAGAAGACGAAGGGUGAAUUUGGGUGCUUUAGGAGAGAACGGAGGGGUAGGAGAGAGGGUGGUAGUGCGCAGGGGGUGCCGAAGGCGGGAUAG
Zymoseptoria tritici IPO323 is the source of this 3084-nucleotide messenger RNA. It is a transcript of the gene MgSEC5, whose product is annotated as exocyst complex protein. The coding region runs from base 1 to 3084 and encodes 1027 amino acids. The record is from RefSeq and is a predicted model, not a curated record. Gene Ontology annotation, biological process: exocytosis; Golgi to plasma membrane transport. Gene Ontology annotation, cellular component: exocyst. The transcript has 2 exons. Lineage: Eukaryota; Fungi; Ascomycota; Dothideomycetes; Mycosphaerellales; Mycosphaerellaceae.